GGUGCAGUGUUACUUUUGCACAGUCUCAGCAUAUGGAUGACGGGAAUGUUGAUGAGACUUGUGACAUGGUUAUUACAUGUUCAAGUGAGACACCUGUGGACAAAGUACUAACCAUAUUUUGGGAGAAAGCAAUAGAGGGUGUGGGACAGAUGUUUAAGUCAGCAACUGACUUUCGACAAUCGGUUGCUCAAUUUGCUAUUGCAAAUGGUUUUCGUUAUUUGACAAAGCGGAGUGAUAAAGCGAGGGUUAUUGUUGAGUGUGCAGUUGAGGGAUGUUAUUGGUCAAUUAGGGCAAGUCAUGUCAAGCCGAGUGGAAUGUUUAGGAUUCAUAAGUACCAAGGUGUACACCAACAUCCACCUGGAUCUCAGUUCAUUGACAAGGUGAAGGUACCGCAGUCUCUCAUAGCUAAUACUGUGGUUGAGAAAGUUCGAGACACUCCCAAGUAUCCUCCAACUGAAAUCAUUAUUGAUAUGAAAAGAGACUAUCACCUAGAAUUGAGUUACAUGCAGUGUUGGAGGGCAAAGGAGGUUGCAAAUGAUAAAGUGUUUGGAUCUUUCAAGGAAUCUUAUCUGUACAUCCCUUGGUAUUGUAAUAAGGUUAUUGAGACAAACCCUGGGAGCCAUGCUAAAUAUGAGGUUGAUGAUGAUGGUAAAUUUACAAGACUAUUUGUAGCCUAUUACGCUGCUGUGCAGGGCUUCAGGACAGGAUGUAGACCUGUAUUGUUCAUUGAUGGCACCUUCAUAAAAUCCAGGUUUCUUGGCACUCUGUUAUCUGCUACAGCAAUGGAUGCAGAUGAUGGGAUGUUUCCUGUCGCCUUCGCAAUUGUCUCUGGUGAGAAUCACUCUGAUUGGACAUGGUUUUUAGAGCAGCUUAACAUGGCAUUAGACAACACUGAACAUAUUGUUUUUGUGUCUGAUAGGCAUCAAUCCAUAAUUGAUGGGGUGCGUUCUGUCUUUGGGGAUGUCCACCAUGCGUUUUGUCUUCGCCAUUUAAAGGAAAAUUUUAAGAAGAAUCUUCGAAAGCCUAUGUCAGCCAUUUUGAAGAAUGCUUUAGAAGUAUUGCUUACUGAUGCAGCAUAUGCACGGACAACUUUAGACUUUAACAAUCAUAUGGGUGAUAUAAGGGGUAUCUCAGAAGAUGCAUAUAUAUGGUUAAUGACAACUGGACCAGAGAACUGGGCUAAUUGUCUAUUCCCUGGAAAUCGUUAUGACAAGUUGACUUCCAAUUAUGCAGAGACAUAUAAUGCAUGGAUCUUAAAGCAACGUGAACUGCCCAUAAUGCAACUCUUGAACAGUAUAAGGGUGAAACAGAUGGAGAUGAUGUAUAAACGUAAGCAGAAAUUAAUUAAGUGGAAAUAUGAUGUGGGCCCUAAGAUUAACAAGAUUCUAAAGAAACGAGUUCGUAAAUCUGAGGGGCUGACCGUUAGGCGAUCUUCAGUGUCUGGGUUUGAAGUUGAGGGUGACGCAAGUACACACUCAGUUGACUUAAGUUUGAGAUCUUGUUCCUGCAAGGCGUGGGAGAUGACAGGUCUACCCUGUAUUCAUGCAUCUGCAGCGAUAGCAAGGAUUCGUGGACAACUCCUGAAUUAUGUUUCACAUGAGUAUCAUAAAGAGGCAUAUGCGCAAACGUAUGAAGAACCAAUCAAUCCUGUCCCUAACCAUGAUAUGUCCUUGGAAUCACCCACAGGGGACGCAUACGUUGUUGUGAGGCCUCCUAGAACUCGUAAGCGUGCAGGCCGACCAAAGAGACAACGUAUAGAAUCACAAGAUGUGGAGAAGCGAUCCCAACAUUGUAGCAGAUGUGGGGAUCAUAGGCAUAACAGGAGGUCAUGUCGGGAGGCAAUAUAACCUCUUAUGAACGUGUUUCCAAGAUGGCAACACAUGUUUCACUUUUUGUUGGCCUCACAUCACUCCCAAAGAACAUACAACUAUAGUUAUUCGAAGGGAACACUCAUAGGUCCCAAAAUAUGUUGAGAAGAAUCUUAUAUUAAUAUGAUGUAAUAUUGAAUAUUUGAUUCUCUAUCUGAAUGUUUUAGGUGGAUAUUUUAUGGUUUUGUUGUUCGGUUAAUUGCAUUCGCUAUUAACACAUUUUUAUCUCUAUGGACAUUGAAUAGAUAUAUGAUGACUUUUAUGUUU
Molecule: messenger RNA, 2135 nt
Organism: Macadamia integrifolia
Lineage: Eukaryota; Viridiplantae; Streptophyta; Magnoliopsida; Proteales; Proteaceae
Exons: 2
Coding region: 33-1847 (604 amino acids)
Molecular function (GO): zinc ion binding
Source: RefSeq, a predicted model, not a curated record